CCCACAUUGUUCCCGACAACACGCGUGUAUAAAAGUCUGUUAUUGUUUGUGUUGCUGCCUUCACAAACCCAAAUUGUUCUUACUGCUGUAAACUUCUAUUAACAAGAAUAAUGCAGGUCAAUGCUGGCGUGUGGUACAUGCUACCGUUCCUACUCUACACUUUUCAUGGUGUUGGUAGAGUCAAUUGCGCUACAAGAAAGUGUUCCAUGAGCGCGAUUCUGAACUCUACAACAGGCAUCAGUACUCAGAACUUACCUGACUACAUCGUCACUGGGAAUGCCAGAUGUGCACAGGCGGCUAUCAGAUGCCCUCUUGAUCUCCUAAAUCAUCUGAUGGUGCAUCUUGGUAGCUCACUGGCACCCAUCAGCGGAGACGCGGCCCAGAAAUUGUGUACAUUAUUCAAGCAAGAAGUCACACAUGCAAACCAAGGACGGGUGUUUGUUCAGUGGUCUGCUGACAAGUGCCCAAACACAAAUGGUACAACGUACUUGGGGAAUUUGUGCUGCUGGAAGUAUGACAUCGGAAGCACCCAGACCUACAUUCCUAAUGCUGGCUGCCAAGAUACUGUAAAGCCUACAGCACAGAUCCUGUGAAUUUUCUAAGAAACUUAAUUCAAUUUAAGUCACCUAAGACAACAUUUUCAUAAAUAGCCACACAAAUCUUCCAGGAUGCCCUCUAGGAUAAUCUUCCACCAAAUGACCUUUGCUUGCAUGAUAAAAAUUAUCAUGCAAGUUACGGCUUAGUAACCCAUUAGAGGCUGAUAAGCUGAACCAAGCCGGUAACAAAUUAAAAUAAAAAAUAGCAUUCAAUGUUUUAAAAGAUAAGGUAGCAAAAAGGAUUAUUGAACUUUAUUAUUGGGUCCAUCACUUAGAUACUGUAAUUAUCAAUAUACAUUUUGUUUUAAAAGAUUUUAGGUUUAGACAGAAUAAUUGAAACUGUUUGGACCUUCAAAAAUUCAGCAAUAUGAAAGCCUAAUGUCUUUAGAGAGUGGUAUUUAGAGAUUCAUUGUCCUCAGUUUUAGGUUAAACUAGAUUAACAUUAAUACCAUACCUAUAGUAAAAAUUAAUUAUUUAUGUUAUUUGAUCUUUCAAAUCUAGAUAUGGAAUCUAUUCUUUAAAAUCUGAAUAUGAUAUGUAUUCUUCAGAAUCUAGAUAGAACAUAUAUUCUUCAAAAUCUACAUAUAGCAUCUAUUCUUCAAAAUCUAGAUAUAGUAUCUAUUCGUAAAAAUCCAUAUGUAGUAUCUAUUUUUCAAAAUCCACGAUUGAAGUCAGGUCAACAGUGGUAGCAGACCGGUGGUUCCUUCAAAAUCAAUCUGAAACAAAUAAUGCAUAUUUAAUAUAUAUAUUACCGAAGAGCAUAAUAGCGCCAGAUAUUAAUAAUAAUAAUAAUAUACGAUAAUAUCAUCGUAUUUUUGUGAAAGCCUGAUCCAAGUGCUCUUAAUAUCUUUACCUCAUCUGUGCUCUCCCAUAUUUUAUCUUUAUAUCUCUUUGUAUAUCUAGUUUGGUUCUCUCAUAUAUUUCACCAUUUUCGAGUUUCUCUUCCCUUUUCCAGUUACUUUGUUUAGCUGCUAUUUAGCCUUCUGAAGCAGCCAUUAUUCAUAUGUUAGCUCAGUUUUUGUGCUUUACUUAACCGAUUUCCCUACACACCUUCCCUCUUGGCUCAUACUGACUCCCACUCUUCCUAGUCAUGACCUGAUAAAGGUUCAGAACGACUCGAAACGUCGUCGUUUUCAAUCCAUAUGGGAGAGUUGGAUUAUUAAUAUUAUGGAGCAUUCAUUGCAUAAAGCUGAGAAGUAAAAUAACAAAACUGUUGCCUCAGGAGGCUAAUUGGCGCCAUGUGAAUCUUACCUCUGCAUUCACCCUUGUAGGCCAGGGAGAUGGUCGGGUCUUCACAGAUAGCGAUCUUCAACAGGCACAGGUUGCCGUAGGUGUUGCCGUCAGAACCACACACAGGGUCAAGUUUCUUAUUACAACCAUU
Molecule: messenger RNA, 1977 nt
Organism: Procambarus clarkii (red swamp crayfish)
Lineage: Eukaryota; Metazoa; Arthropoda; Malacostraca; Decapoda; Cambaridae
Source: RefSeq, a predicted model, not a curated record